UGAGGUACACUUUACACAUUGAAAGUAUUCGUGCUAGACGACCAGUUCGAGGUGUCAUUUUGACGGACCUGCAUCGUCGGCUGCGAUGUCAAUGGUGUCAUAGAGUAUGGCCAUAACUGCGAUGGAGACAAGUUGGUUAAGUGACGAGUUACAAUAGUUACCACGUGGUCCUGAGCCCUGUGUAAACACCUGACUCGUCUUUGCAUGUGACGGAUGCCAACGAUGGGGCAGGAUAAGCUCACCUUUUCGCAAACACCUUGUGCCAUCACUUCACUGCACAUCCAGUUGUUCGCUGAGUUGGCUAACACAUAGAAGCAAGAACAGGACUGAUUGGUUGGGUAAGGUGCCUUUAACAUGUCUCUUUAAUUGUCUGUUAAGACAGAUUUCAUUUGCUUGAAAACGUGGUCAGUAGAGAGGGCAAAACCCGCAAGAAUUCCACGUUAUGUAGCAGGGGGAUAUUCGUCACCAUUGCUUCCUCUGGUACUUCUUUGACAGUUUUGCAUUUAAUUCAGUGCGAUGGGUAUCUUGUCUUUUCUGUCAUAAUGUUUGAUUGUGCUCAUGUAGGAUGCAAAAUUUAAGUUGAGAUAUUUUUGGCAGUGAUUUCAUUCUCAUUUAAUUAGUCAGCAAUUUCUGUGCCAGCCACAUCCAAAUAAUUGUCAUUUAAACGUUCAGCUGGUACUUGCUGGGGAUACAUGUGUCACACUGCGAAGUGACAGUUUCUGGUAUUCUCUGUAGCCUGUAUCAUGGAAACUGUCCAAUACCAUCAUUAGUUUGGACAACAAAAACAUUAAUAAUCGUGUUUUCAGGGACUGAAUGCUCUUAAGAACUCUUCCUUUUUUAAUUGUUCAUCAAUUUUAACGAGAUUGUUUAUGGAUAUUGUUUUAUUUGACGGGUUCGUGAAUAAGGUUUGUGUGAAAAUAUAUCUUGUGUCAUAGUUAUUCCUCGAUUAAGGUUUUGUUUGAAAGAAACAUGAUUUUUGUCUACUCUGUUAUUUGCUUCCAGGUUAAUUAUAAUUGAUUUUUUGAACACUGCAGUCUAACUUCUAUAAUAUUAAACUAUUCUCUAUACUAACCGUGAGCCAGUAACAGCCAAAUUAAGUCUUCAGAUUCAACAGAAAUAUGUGUGAGAAAGCAACAGCAACCACAACACGGAAAGAGAUAGAUUUUAAGGAAGCAAAGAAUAUUCUUCAUUAUUUGUGUGGAGACGACGAAACAAGCACGGAUGACAUCAUUGACCGUUUUUCCCAGAUUAGCCCCAAAUAUGACAAGAUCUUGGAAGCAGUGAGCUAUGAUAGCCCGAUGCAGACUGCCCAGACAACUGCAGAAUUGUUCCCUGGCAACAGAGAACAUAUUUAUAUUCUCGAUGCGGCGGCUGGAACUGGACUUUGUGCAGAAAAGCUUUUCUCUUACGGUUUUCGUAAAAUGGAUGCUCUUGAACCUUCGAGCAAAAUGCUCGAGGAGGCAAAGACGAAAGGGCUCUAUCGACGAUACUUCAUAAACGGAUUAGGAGAAAAUACCCUGGGAAUUGACGAUGAAACGUAUGAUGCCGUGACCAUUUGCGCAAUGAGCACAGUGGUCAUGAAAAAGCUGCCUAUGAAAGCAUUCGAGGAGCUCAUCCGCAUCAUCAAACCAGGUGGUUACAUUAUUAAUACCGCUUUCUACUGCCUGUUCCCUGAGGACGGAGAUGACCACGCACGGUUGUAUAGAGCAAACGUGAAGACAUUGGAAUGUCACGGGAGACUAAAACAGGUGGAGCUCAGACGCUUUCCUCAAAUUGGCUUUGAUGCAGAUGGGGCCGUUUCAGUCCACAAAGUCCUUAAAUGAACUCAUGGAAAACUUGAGGAACUUUCCAUUACCUCCCAGAUGCGUGAUUUGUACAAAAUUGUAAAAUAUCGCUCUAUCUGUAUUAAUUUAGAUAUGUGAAAAAAUGAAACUUAUACUGGAAUAUUUAAAGUCAAACAUGGGCCAAAUACGUGUGUUUGGGUUGUUCUAGUCAUCCAUUCACCUGUCGAUCAUAUGGACCAAUCAAAAUGCUGAAAUUUCCUCCGUUUUGAUAUCAGCCAUGUCUCCUGAGAGUGCCUGCCUGCAUUUAUUGUCAAUUAGCCAAACCAUGAGAGUUAAAACUAACAAACCUUACCCCUAAAUACAUGUUUUGGCGAUCUGUUAUUGAAUGUGCUUUUGCAAAACGCUGACGUCAUUUGUUAGCGAUAGAAUGCGACCAAGGAUUUAUCGUUCCUUAAAGGGCCCAUCGGUCUCUGGAGAGGAUGUAUUUGUCUUGAAACAAAUUUUCAUUUCGUCAGAAAGUACAAGUACAUACAGUUUGUAAAAGAACUUUAAAUUCGAGAUAAACUGAGAGCUUCAGAAGCAGAGGAAAGAGGGAAAAUUGGAAUUCUUUGCGCGGCAGUACACUUUUCAAAGUUAGCAAAAUUCAAGAAACGGUCCAACUUAUCUGGGGGCACGUGUGGCUCAGUCGUCUAAGGCGCCGCGAUUCGCUGUGCCGAGUAACGUCCUUUCGGCACGCCAGAAACCUGUGAUUGUGGGUUCGAAUCCCGGUUCGCCCCGAUUAUGUUUCUAGGUUUGUCAGCACC
Messenger RNA from Haliotis rufescens (red abalone), 2587 nucleotides. Its product is annotated as methyltransferase-like protein 27. The record is from RefSeq and is a predicted model, not a curated record. NCBI's taxonomy places the organism in Eukaryota, Metazoa, Mollusca, Gastropoda, Lepetellida, Haliotidae. The transcript has 8 exons. Bases 1119 to 1823 code for a protein of 234 amino acids. Gene Ontology annotation, molecular function: S-adenosylmethionine-dependent methyltransferase activity.